Molecule: messenger RNA, 420 nt
Organism: Racocetra fulgida
Lineage: Eukaryota; Fungi; Glomeromycota; Glomeromycetes; Diversisporales; Gigasporaceae
Source: the annotation of a GenBank genome assembly
AUGACUAACAAAUUGAAUGAAGUAAUUAAAAACAAGACCUUUGGAGUUGUUCUUUCAAUAGUUAAUCAAAAUGAUGAAUUUUUUGAUUUGUUAAAUAUUUCAAAUGAACAAUCAAGCCAAUUAAACAAUGAGAAUGAUUUUUCAAAUUUUUUUAUUAAUAAUUCAUCCCAAAGCAACGAGGUUUCUGAUUCUCAUACAAUUGCCAUGGCAGCAAAUGUUGUAGCAGAUUUUAAUAUAUUAAAUCUUUGUGACGAUGAUAUUGAAAAUGAUUUAAGAGAUGCACAACUUUUAGAUAAUCAAAAUCUAGAGACACAUAAAAACUUUUAUACUGGUAUUACAAAAGCAAGAAUUUUGAAUGUUUUUUAUCUAGUUAAUUUGCGAAAAAAUCAUAAAUGCUAUAGUAAUCAAAAUAUGGAAUGA